Molecule: messenger RNA, 2602 nt
Organism: Trifolium pratense (red clover)
Lineage: Eukaryota; Viridiplantae; Streptophyta; Magnoliopsida; Fabales; Fabaceae
Product: 5'-nucleotidase domain-containing protein 4-like
Exons: 17
Coding region: 432-2231 (599 amino acids)
Molecular function (GO): 5'-nucleotidase activity
Source: RefSeq, a predicted model, not a curated record
GGUCCAUCCAUAUUACUAUAGUAGAAUGGGAAGCAUCAAAUCAAAUCCGCACCUCACAUUUCAAUAACCAGUAACCACUAUCACACACACCCAACAUGAAUUGAUUAUUACGUCCAAAAUCCAAUUCCAAACUAAGGAAAAAAAAAGAGGAAUUAAUUCCUCCCCCAACAUGAAUUGAUUAUUACAUCCAAAAUCCAAUUCCAGUAUACGAAUAAUCCAUUUUUUUUUUUCCUUUCUCCCUCCACGUUUUAUUUCCAAUUAAGCAAAAACGGUUAAAGCUUAUGCCAGUUGUGAAGUUACAUUUGCUUUUGAUCCUCAAACGCUAAUUUCACAGUACAAGAAUCUGAUUCUCUCUCUCUCAUUCAUCUCCAUCAUCACAAAUUCACCAUCACUCACUCACACUAUGUCUAACUCUAUUUAAUCACUUCACGAUGCGAAUUCUUAAGAAGCCAUUCUCAUUUUCUCUCUCUUACUUCUCUCCUAAACUCGUAUCACCACUUUUAUCUUCUCGGAUUUGCUUUGCAUUUGGAAUUUCCGAUAAACCUUCACGCCCCUUCGCCAACAUCGCAUCACCAGGAGCUAAGCAAUUGCACUCUCAAUAUUCGAUGGAUGAGAACCAUGAUGUUGGUAUACAUGACCCAAGAUCAGGGGAUUUGCCCGGCAGUGAUAGUGGAAAGCAGCCACGUGUAUGGUCAUCUUCUCCUGAACAUGGAUCAAAAACUGCUAGAGGCAAACAGAUAUUUUGUAACAGGUCACUGAAUAUGAAGAACAUUGUUGCUGUGGGAUUUGACAUGGAUUAUACUUUGGCACAAUACAAGCCUGAAACUUUUGAAUCCCUUGCAUACCAAGGCACAAUUAAAAAGCUGGUUUACGAUUUGGGAUAUCCUAUCGAGUUACUAGAUUGGUCUUUUAACUGGAAGUACAUGGUCAGGGGCUUGGUUCUUGACAAAAAAAGAGGAAAUAUCUUGAAGAUGGAUCGCCACAAGUAUGUGAAAGUAGCCUAUCAUGGAUUUAGAGAGUUGUCAAAAGAAGAUAAAGUUGGGACCUAUGGAAAUACUUUAGUACGUGAUUCAUUUGACGAGCCAGACUAUGCUCUAAUUGAUACACUUUUUUCUCUCGCGGAAGCCUACUUGUUUGCUCAACUGGUUGAUUUUAAGGAUUGUAAUCCUGGAAAGAUUCGAGAAGGCGUCGAUUAUGCUCGGAUGUAUAAAGAUGUUCGAGCUGCAGUUGAUUUGUGCCACCGUGAUGGGACGUUGAAGCAAAUGGUUGCUAAAGAUCCUGGAAGGUAUAUUAAUGAAGACACCAUGAUAGUGCCUAUGCUUGAAAUGCUCAGAGAAUCUGGACGUGCAACAUUCUUAGUGACUAAUAGUUUAUGGGACUAUACAAACACUGUCAUGAAUUUCCUCUGUGGAUCCAGAAUGAUAGGUGGCAGUAAUAAUUUUGACUGGCUUCAGUACUUUGAUGUUGUCAUCACUGGCAGUGCAAAGCCAGGAUUUUUUCAUGAGGAAAAUCGUGCCAACCUAUUUGAGGUUGUGCCUGAGACUGGAAUGCUACUCAAUACAGAUAAUGGGUCUCCUAUGCCUCAGGUGGGGAGCAUCUCAGCAAGGUUAUUCACAGAAUCAAAGAAUCAAGCUUGCCAAGUUUUCCAGGGAGGCAAUGUCGCUCAUCUGCAUAAACUGCUUUCCAUUGAAUCAAGUUCACAGGUUCUGUAUGUUGGGGAUCACAUUUAUGGAGACAUACUGCGUAGCAAAAAAGUUCUUGGGUGGAGAACAAUGCUUGUAAUUCCAGAGCUGGAGAAGGAGGUUAAACUCCUCUGGGAAUCAAGGGACACCCGAAAGGAGCUUCAAUUCUUGAGGAGUGAACGUGAUCGUAUUGAGGAUGAAGUACAUCAUUUGAAGUGGUCUCUCAAAUUCAAGAACCCAGAUGUUGAUACCAAGCAGAAGUUAUCUUCAGCACUUGAUAAAUUGGAGCUUGAAAGAGAGAAAAUGCGGUUAAUCCAUCAAGAAGCUCAAAGAAAAUUACAUCAAAGGUUUCAUGAACCGUGGGGGCAGCUUAUGAAAACUGGUUAUCAGAAUUCUCGCUUUGCUCAUCAGGUGGAGAGAUUUGCCUGCCUUUAUACUAGCCAAGUAUCUAAUCUGGCCUUGCACUCUCCAGACAAGUAUUACAGACCUAGUGAAGAUUUUAUGCAGCAUGAAUUUGGCAUUCUGGGUUCUGAGCCACGGAAAAGGUAAGUAUAGGAAUUUGGGGCUGCAUCCCUUUGGGUUUGGAAUGUUGGAUUGUGAUCUGCAAUGUGUUUCUGGUUCCAAUCCCCCUUUUCUUACCCGUUUUAGUAAUUCAAAACGCCAUAUGAUAUUUUAUAUGUCUGCUACAAGGGGAAAAAAGAUGAUAGAUUUAUCAUCAAAUAAUGUAUAGUUUCGUCCAAAUGUGUGGGUGCUAGUGUGCAGCAGCAAUUACAGAAAUUGAGUCACUUCAUUUAAUAUACUUGCAGAUGAUUAGUUACUUUGCAAAGUGUAAAUAACUUUUCAUUGAUAUUCACUAAUUUUUUCACACAUCGUUAUUUAUUGUAUAUCAUUCAGUAAUUAAAAGGAUAACAAUUAUAUUA